Molecule: messenger RNA, 732 nt
Organism: Paramecium sonneborni
Lineage: Eukaryota; Ciliophora; Oligohymenophorea; Peniculida; Parameciidae
Source: the annotation of a GenBank genome assembly
AUGUUUAAAUAGCGUUAAGAUUUUUGUAAGGUUGUUGCCAAUGAUUUCUUGGGAGGACCUAAAAUAAUCAAAUAAUGUCAUAGAAUUAAUAUUCAAAAAGGAUUAGCAGCUGUUUUGUUGUUUUCCUCAUUUGGUGGUAUUAAAACUUUUCUUUAGGUGCUUAUCUCUAUGUAAUCAUAUGGGUUGUAAAAGAUUUCACAUUUCCAGAUAGAACUUCCAGAAUAAAAUUACGAUUGGCUCAUUAAUAUUUACGUUGAUAUUGUUAAGCUUAUAUUAGGUAAUUGCCUGGUUAGAAAUAUCAGAUGGAAUUCCAAAUCCAAGCAAUGGAAGAGUAGUUACUGCUAUUUUUGCUUAUGUUUCUGGAGUUGUAUUAAUGAUUGUGAGUGAUUGCUAAAAAUACUAUACAUUAAAAUAUAAAUAAGGUUUAAUUAUGGAAGGAAUGUUUAAAUAUGGUAAGAAUCCUAAUUAUACAGGUGAAAAUUAUUAUAUGCAUCGUUUGCAAUCCUUAGUGGACAUGUAUUAGCUUACAAAAUAUUAUUCAGAGUCUGGAUAAUUGCAUUCUAUGGAUUUAUGAUAAAGAAAGAUAUUUCCUUUGCCAAAAAAUAAGGUUUGGAACUAAUAUUAAAAGUAAUCUUAUUUAUUCUUAUGGAAAAUUCAUUAAAAUGAUAAUAAAUUAUGAAUCAUAUCGGGCAUUAGUAACAUAUUUGAUAUGGGAUAUUACUAAGUAAGUGG